GCUCGGAACUCGCUGUGCACGGUGCUUUUUGCUUGUUGCUAACGGUAUUUCGCGUUUGUGCCGCUGCAUGUGCGUGCAUGUGUGUGUGCGUGUGUCUGUGUGCAAAUGUGUGAAUCAGUGAGAAAAAUAAAUACAUAUGCAUAUGUAAUAUCUACAUAGAACAUUAGCUUUAACAAUUGCCGAAUUUCGCAAUUAACUAAUGCAAAAAGAAAUCGCUGCAUAACGAUAAUUAGAUUGACAAUAGCAGAGAGCAGCAGCAACAACAGCAAAGGAGCAACCGCCACAGCAGCAGCAACAAUAGUAGCAGCAGCAGCCGCAGUCGAUGUCGACGUCACCGUCACAGCGCAGCAAAAUGUGCGAGACGUAAUUCAGCCGAGGAGGAGGAACAUCAACAACAGCAAGAACAACAACAACUAGUUGAAUUUAUUGUUCAUGUGGUAGAAGCGGAAGCGGAAACGGCGCUAACUCGUAAAAUGCAUUUACACUUUGAACGCAACAUCAACACAAAAUGCGACUGCACAAUACUAUCGCUAUCCUGGAUGGGAAAGGUGCCAGAUGAUAUACCCGAGGAUGAGGGCUGGAAGCUAAAUCGCACGAACUACUAUCAGGAGGGAUGGCUGGCCACGGGCAACAUCCGCGGCAUUGUGGGCGUCACAUUUACCACCUCGCACUGCCGCAAGAACAUGGACUAUCCACUGCGCACCAACUACAAUCUGCGUGGUCAUCGUUCUGAUGUAAUUUUGGUCAAAUGGAAUGAACCGUAUCAAAAGCUCGCCUCCUGUGACAGUUCUGGCAUCAUCUUUGUUUGGAUCAAAUACGAGGGACGAUGGUCCAUUGAACUGAUCAACGAUCGCAACACGCCGGUGACACAUUUCUCCUGGUCACACGAUGGUCGCAUGGCGCUUAUCUGUUAUCAGGAUGGCUUUGUGCUUGUUGGCUCCGUGGCUGGACAACGUUACUGGUCGUCCAUGCUGAAUUUGGAGUCGACCAUCACGUGCGGCAUUUGGACACCAGAUGAUCAGCAGGUUUACUUUGGCACCACCCAAGGACAGGUGAUUGUGAUGGACGUGCAUGGUGCGAUGGUGUCACAGGUGCAGCUAUCCAAUGAUGUGCCCAUUACUUCCAUGGCCUGGUCUUGCGAGAAGUUCAAAAUGGAGGAGGGCGAGGAGGCAGAGCCUGGUGUAACCAAUGCUGCCAAGCGCUCCUUUGUGUUGGCGGUUAGCUUCCAGAAUGGAUAUAUCUAUUUGCUUAAGUCGUUUGACGACGUUUCACCCGCACAUAUCAAUACCUGCCUUAAUGGCGCCCUCGGCAUGGUCAUGGAGUGGAGCAACUCCCGCGAGCUGCUCGCCGUAGCCGGAACGCUGCGAACUGGCCAUGGCAUGAGCAUGGAUGGCAAGCUAGAGGAUCUGGCCACGCCCAGCUGCUAUAACAAUCUGGUCAAGUUUUAUACUGAAACGGGGACGUGUCUAUAUCAGGCUCACAUACCCUGCAGCAAUGCCACAGUUUCGGCCAUCACCUGGGGCCACAACGACAAGAGGUUGUUCAUUGCCACUGGGACUCAGGUGCACAUUGCCUGGGUAUCACGUCGCGUUGCUUCGCUGCAGUUGCUCUGUCGACUGCAAAUCCAGGCGAGCGUUGGUUCCGAGAUGCUGCUGCCAUUGUUGCCAUUGCCUUCUAGGAUUAAGUCGCUCAUUGGCAAUCUCUUUGCUCAAACUAUACGGUGCUGUGUACCUGAUCUGAAGUCACUGCGCGAGUUUGUCUCGCGUCCUCCAUUGUGCUCGACACGACUGCACUGCACUAUGAUACGGCACGAUGAUGACUCCAAUCUCAGUUCGGGAACAUGCUACACGCUCUACUUGGAGUAUCUGGGCGGUCUGGUACCGCUGCUCAAGGGAAAGCGCACCUCUAAGAUUCGCCCCGAAUUCGUCAUAUUUGAUCCACAAGUAAAUGAUAACUCGCUGUAUUUCCAAUACGCUGCCGAGGCGAAGAGCUCAUCGGGCUCCAGCCAAUCGACAACGACGGGCAACAGCGGACGCACUGACUCCUCCGACAGCGACUUUGAGGAGCGCUCUCGCUUCGGCUCGCCGAGGACACCUCGGAAGCGUCGGGUGCGGGCAAAGCGGCGCAAUCAGAACGGAGAUCGUGCUGCCAGUGGGAGUGGGGGCAACGAUCCCGACAGCCUCGAUGAGCUGGCCUAUAUGGAUACGCUGCCCGAGGAAGUUAAGCUGGUGGAGGUGACUUCCAACAUUUGGGGGACGAAAUUUAAAAUCCAUGGACUUGCCAAAACCGUCCCAGCCAAUUUAGGCCAAGUAACUUAUAAGACGUCCCUACUGCAUUUGCAGCCACGUCAAAUGACGCUGGUGAUCACCGAGCUGCGCGACGAUUUUCCACCUGGUCCCGAUCCCAGCUUCAAUCCGAAUCUCUUCUCUGAGGACGAGGAGGAGCACCACAAUUACAAUCAUAAUCACAAUCACAUCCACAAUCAGGAUGCAGUGCCUCAUGUGAGCGUAACGAGUGCUGCCCAGGUGGAAACGGUGGCUGCAUUGAAGCCACCCAUCAUGCCACAGCGUCGACUAAACGACGGCGCCACUGCACCACCCAUUGCUCCAAUGUCGCCACGUCCAAAUCGCAUAUUAGCGCGGCACCGGAACUCCCACUCUCUAACGGUAAACGGAGGACCCUCAGUGGGUCUCAGUCCAUUGGCACGUGCCGAGAGCUACGACGAUGACUCCUCCAACGAAUCUCAGGAGGCGGUGGCCACCGCCAACGGCAGCACGUCCACAACGGUGCUCCUGCAUCAAGCGCCCUCCAGUUGCUCCACAGCAGGAGCAGUCCCAGGUUCAGGUCCAGGUCCAGGUCCCAGUCCCAGCUGCAGUAAAAACAUUACGCGACCCAAGACAAUUACCAACUUCAAGAAUAGCUACAGCCGCUCCAGCUCCAAUUCCAGCUGCCAGUCGCGACAUGCCAUCUCUCCGCUUUACUGUGAUGGCUCCGUGCCCACGUUGCAGUCACCCAAGAAUGCAGUGGCGCCAUCGGACAUAAUAUUCGAGCGACCUGCGGUGCCAGCUGCUGGACAAACCACACUGAUGUCCUACUCCAGCAAUGCCGACUAUGCCAACAAUGUGGUGCAGGUGAAGAAUGCGCUCAUGUCGGAACCCGUCAGAUCGGCGAACAGUCAUGUGAACCCUGUGCCGUUGAAUCUCAAUUUGAAUCUGGAGCGCAUGGAUGCGAGGACAGUGAAGUGUGCGGCACCCGCAAGUUCCACAACGAAGCGCCGCGACAUGCUCUACAUCGAUGAGGAGACGCAAUCCCCGACACCCACCACCAGCACCACCAACACCACCAACACCACCAACACCACCAACAGUAACUGUAUGAAGCGCACACCAACUGUGGUUUCCAUAGCGCCAGCGUUGCCUGAUUCCAUAACCCGCAGCUGCAGCGUUGGCUACCUGGACUCGGUGGCCAUAACACCUUCGGAUGAGGCAUUGUCCGCCCUCCGCAAGGAUGCGCCUAACAAGCGUCUCAUUUUGGUGGACAAGCGUCGCAAUCGCAAUCGAAAGCGGCAGCAGCAGACGGAUGCGAGACGCCACAAGUUGCAGCAGACGGGCAAGUCAAAGAGCCUGGACUCCUGUGAUCUGUUGUCGCUGCAAACGAAGCUGUCCAGCAAGGAGCACGAGCAGGUGGUGCGUAAGCUCCAGGAGAUCUCCGACAGCAGCGCCUGCAGCAGUGCAGCCAACACGCUGUGCUUCAAGUGCCGCAACAAUAUGAAUCCUGCCAGCGCCUGCAAACGCUGUCAGCCCGUAACCAGCGCGGCUCUGGACGAGAUCACAGCCGCAUCUGCAGCCGGCGUUAUUGCUGAACCCGUCAAGGAGGCAAGUGUUCCCACAACAGCCGCGGUGCCCAGCAAACCGACGCCUAAGAAACGCUUCGACGUCAUCACCAGCUUUACGGACAGUCCGCUCUUCACGCGGAAACAUCGCUUUGGCUAUGGACGCAGUAAGGAUCUGGCAGCUGGCAGCAACACGGAGAAUUCCACGCCGUUGCUGCCACGCAAACAGGAGAACAGCUUUAGCUUCGUCAAGCAGCUGUCGGAGGUGCGUUGGAGACGUAAGGAACCCUCGCAAAGCCAGAAUCAUCUUCCGGGAGCGAGCAAUGCCAGCACUUUGGAGCGACAGCAUUCGGAGACGGGUAACGUUGCCUGCGGCACUGUGGAAGCCACGCCCGUGGAGGCCAAGGCGUCGGUGUCACUGCACACUCAGGCACUUACCACGCUGGAGAACAUCAUCAGCCGUUUGCGAGACCUGGACGAGGGUCGUUUAACGCCGCCAUCGACGCCACAGCGUUUACCACGCAGCUCGCCAGCCUCUCCAGCUGCUAGCAAGAAGAACAAGCGACAACAGAGUAACUCGCCCAUUAGACAUAUACUCAACUCGCCGCUGUUGAACCGUCGGCAACGUAAGAAACCCAGCAUCAUUGAAAGUUCCGACGAUGAGGGCAAUCAGACGAAUGGAUCCGGCGAAGAAAUGGGCAGCAAUGGCAAUGGGAGUGGCAAUGGCAAGCAGUAUCGCGAUCUGGAAACAUUCCAAAAGGCGCAACUGCGUCAGAAGCUUAAACGCGGCAAGAUCGAACCGAAUGGAAGCGCCAGUUGCGCCAAUCCUGCGCCAGUUCGUCGGGAGUUUGUGAUGCACAACAAGGCGCCCAUGUGGAACGAGAUGAGCCAAGUGUAUCAGCUGGACUUUGGCGGACGUGUCACCCAAGAGUCAGCCAAGAACUUUCAAAUUGAAUUUCGUGGCAAGCAGGUUAUGCAGUUUGGACGCAUUGAUGGCAAUGCUUAUACCCUGGAUUUCCAGUAUCCCUUCUCAGCGCUGCAGGCCUUUGCCGUGGCGCUGGCCAAUGUUACUCAGCGUCUAAAAUAAUUAGAUAUGGAUGAUGAUAU
Drosophila innubila is the source of this 4939-nucleotide messenger RNA. RefSeq names its product tubby-related protein 4 (gene Tusp). Gene Ontology annotation, molecular function: protein binding. NCBI's taxonomy places the organism in Eukaryota, Metazoa, Arthropoda, Insecta, Diptera, Drosophilidae. Bases 474 to 4919 code for a protein of 1481 amino acids. The record is from RefSeq and is a predicted model, not a curated record. Gene Ontology annotation, biological process: intracellular signal transduction. The transcript is spliced from 11 exons.